CCCCCGCUCUGUGUUUCAGCAGGUGCUGCACCUUAUGAUGUAGUUCAGCCAGUAAAGUGUAAAUGCAGAUGAAGAUGGCGGAGGUGGUAAAUGGAGUGAGGAAGCUGUGUGCCAGCGCCGUGAUGCUACUUUAUCUUCAGUCUGUGUUUCAUUGAUGAAGAUGUGUGAGAAGAAUGCUUCAUUAUGAGAAGUGGCCCUGGGUGUGAGCCGUACUGUACAGGUCGAUGUGGAGGGGUACUUUGAGGUAUGGCCUCAUUGGAUCUACCUUACCGCUGUCCAAGAUGUGGGGAACACAAGCGUUUUAGGAGUUUGUCUUCAUUGCGAGCUCACCUGGAAUACAACCACACCUAUGAGACCCUUUACGUCCUUUCUAAGUCUAAUAGCAUCUGUGAUGCCAGUAUUGUGUCUCCAGCAGCUGACAAAUCAAUUCUGAUACCUGCUUCCUGUAAAGAAAUCUUUGAAAGUACCUCAUUCAGCAGUAAAGAACAGAGAUAUUUAUAUGAUUUAGAGUGCGGGGAGGAGUUAUCCGCCUGUUACUUGCCUGAGGUUGAGGAGCCAGUAAACGAGGUCCUGAUGAGAAAGGCCAUGACUCCCUCCACUCCGCCCGCUGCCCUGGCGGCAGCCGACGCCGUUUAUGAAGAAGGCCUGGCUCGGUUGAAGAUCCAAGCUUUUGAGAAACUGGACUUGAACGAACGCUUGGAGAAGCUAUCCGAAGAGGUGGAGCAGAAGAUCACGGCUCGAGUGGACAAGCUUCAGGGCGAACUUGAAAAAAGAAGCUCAGAAUUGGAGCGAGCCAAGCAGGAGAGUCUCAGGUUGUGUCAAGAGAAGCAGGAUCUUGAGGAUAAGGCUUCGGAACUAUCAAGGCAAGUCGACGUGAGUGUGGAAAUGCUGGCGACGCUGAAGCAGGACUUGGCACAGAAGGACCAGGAGCUAGCCAGGAAACAGCAGGAGGUGUUACAGAUCGAUCAGUUUUUACAAGACACGGCGGCACGAGAAGCUAACGCAAAGGUCCGCCUGCAGCAGUUCAUCGAGGAACUUCUGGACCGAGCGGACAGGGCGGAGAAGCAGCUGAUGGUCAUCAGCAGUUGUGGGUCAACACCAAACGGCAGCCUGGGCCGAUGCAGCAAUCUCGGGCCAAAGGGAGCUGGCAGACAACAGGGAGAAAGGUAUGCGUCCCCAAGUGGAAUCUCUCGCGGCAAUGUGCCUGUGUCUGAGCAGCAGUCAUUGCCAAAUAUCAGACCCAAGCCCCCUGGCCACGCGUCACGAUGCUACGACAGUGACAGCUUCAUGCCAUCUGUUGAGGUGCAGUGCCUGGAGCAGAGUCCAGAGCACAACUAUCAAUACAAACAGAUGCGUAAUGCAGAGAGCAAGUGCAGCAGGGACCCCAUGUCACGGAACUCAGCGCUACGCAGGCAGGCGGUGGAAAACUGGCAUCGCAGGCCAUAUCGCAACAGCACGGAGGGAGAAGAAGGGGAUGUGUCUGACGCAGGGUCCAGGACAACUGAAUCCGAGGUGGAUGUGUGGGAGCAAGAGAGUAAAUGCUCAAGCGAGCCACACAAGUUUGGAUCCAACUGUGGCAGGGCGUAUCGCCUUAGUACAAGUAAUGCCAAAGCAGUUAGUUACAAAACGGCCAAGCAUCAUAAGGGCAGCCCCUCACUGUCCAACGAAGUCAUUAGUCCUGAGGUGUUGAAGAUGCGAGCCGCCCUCUUCUGUAUCUUUACGUACCUGGACACCAAGACAUUGUUGCAAACGGCUGAGGUGUGUCGGGAUUGGAAGUACGUGGCCAGACAUCCGGCCGUCUGGACCAGAGUUCUGUUGGAGAAUGCCAGAGUGUCCUCUAAGUUCAUGGUGACCCUUUCCCAGUGGUGUACCCAGACCCAUUCGCUCACUCUGCAAAGCAUCAAACCCCGGCCAAAGGGGAAGAAGGAGAGCAAGGAGGAAUAUCUCAAAAGCAUACAUGGCUGUCUGGAGACUGGGCUGGAAUCCUUGCUGAAGGCUGCGGGCAGCAACCUACUGAUUUUGAAAGUUUCUCACUGCCCCAACAUACUGACUGACCGUUCCCUGUGGCUGGCCAGCUGCUACUGCCGUGCCCUCCAGGCAGUCACCUAUCGGAGUUCCACUGACCCAGUUGGCCAUGAGGUGGUUUGGGCUUUGGGCGCUGGCUGCAGGGACAUCAUUUCUCUACAAGUUGCACCGUUACAUCCAUGCCACCAGCCAACGCGUUUCAACAACCGGAGUCUACAGAUGAUCGGCCGGUGCUGGCCGCACUUGCGGGCACUGGGAGUUGGAGGAGCAGGAUGUGGACUGCAGGGUCUGGCCUCCUUGGCUCGGAACUGUAUCCGUUUGCAAGUUCUGGAACUUGAUCACGUGACUGAAAUAAACCAGGAAGUAGCAGCGGAGGUUUGUCGAGAGGGGCUGAAGGGAUUGGAAAUGCUGGUGUUGACAUCAACCCCAGUCACCCCGAAAGCUCUGCUACAUUUCAACAGUGUGUGUCGCAGCUUGAAGUCCAUUGUGGUACACGUUGGGAUAACCGAUUACUUUGAGGAGCCAGGCAGCCCAGAAGCUCGCAAGUUGUUUGAAGAAAUGGUCAGCAAACUUCAGGCUCUGAAGAAAAGGCCUGGCUUUUCAAAAAUCCUGCACAUCAAAGCGGAAAGUGUUUGUUGAAGUUUACAACUGAGAACUCCUAUUCUGAUGAUAUAUAUCACCUGAUGGAAAGACAUUAUUACAGAAAUGGGGCUUUUCUGUAACGGUCCAAAACUAAUGCUUGAUCAGAAAGCAAAGCUGACUUGAGUUGUAAUCAAAGAGCAGUCUGAGCUGUAAUCACUCUCACCUCAACCAUCAACCUGCCACAAACUGGCUCAUGUUUCCUACAGGAAGACUGGACAGAAGCAUCUCUUCAACGCCCAGCAUUCAGUCAAGUCCCACAUUCGUUGGUCACCCUUCAGUGAUGGAACCAGAAGGCUAGCCAAGCAAUCGUAGUCAGACGACUUCAAAUACAAAUGUACAUUGAUUGGUGUAGGACGGAACUGCAGAUGCUGGUUUACACCGAAGAUAGACACAAAAAGCUGGAGUAACUCAGCGGGACAGG
Molecule: messenger RNA, 3088 nt
Organism: Amblyraja radiata (thorny skate)
Lineage: Eukaryota; Metazoa; Chordata; Chondrichthyes; Rajiformes; Rajidae
Gene: fbxo41
Product: F-box protein 41
Exons: 12
Coding region: 247-2664 (805 amino acids)
Molecular function (GO): protein binding
Source: RefSeq, a predicted model, not a curated record